UUCACUGAAAUGUUACACCGCGGGUGUCCGGAUGGGCACGAGUUCAGAAUUUCUCUGCCAUUUGCCAGAGAAUCGAUUGUCUUUUUGCGGAAUUUAAGAAUGUCGUCAUCGUUUGUUUUUGAUCGACUAUAAUAUAAUCCCCCACCAGUCUCACCUAUAUCCAGGCAUUGAAACAUCGUGAAGAUAGUCACGUGGAAACAAGAACAAACCAUUCACGACAAGUCGAUUCGCUGGAUUUUGAGUGCGAUCAUUAGUGGUUAUAGAAAGAACGAUGAUUAAUUAUUCAAAAAAUAUUGUAUUCGAGUGUUUAAGUGCUGGUGACACAAACGUUACUCUAACCGGCUAUAUCGAUCACAUCCAAGGGCGUAAAUGGUUUAGGAACGAGAAAAAAACAGCCCGUAUCUUUCGAAUUGACGAUACAAAGGGGAUCAAAAUUGAGGUGUACGUUUGGGAAAAGCAGAUAAUGUUGUGGGAGUCUCAUAUUACGCUAUACAAGAAUGUAACGAUUACACGAGGUUCAAUCAAAGUGACUCCCAUUACAAAUCGUGGUGGCGAGUCAACACUCGCGUUCCACCUUGAAUCAUUUUCAGAAAUCCAUUCCCAGGGGACCUACAAUCCCCAAAUUCGUGACUCCAUAGAGUCUCUUAAAGAAAUUCAAUUGACUUUUCUCGGUGUCUACUCCAUGCUGCAAUCCCCACGCAGGGACAGCAUAGAGGAGGGUAGAGGUAACUAUGCUGUUGUACAGGGUGAUGAGGGUCUCCCAGGCACUAGCACCCACUCGAGCAAGUCCGGAGACGGUUGCGCUGGUGGCAGCCUUCGCCUUGGCGAUGGCGGCCAGAGCAACGGAAGCCCCCAGUGCAGUCCUACAUAA
Molecule: messenger RNA, 871 nt
Organism: Diachasma alloeum
Lineage: Eukaryota; Metazoa; Arthropoda; Insecta; Hymenoptera; Braconidae
Exons: 4
Coding region: 272-871 (199 amino acids)
Source: RefSeq, a predicted model, not a curated record